AUGCCUUAUAAUUUGGUAGACAAAGAAGGAUUUAAACUAUUUGUUAACGCUUUAAAUCCUAGUUAUCGACUGCCUAGCCGAACCACAUUGUCUAAUAGAAAAAUUCCAGAUCUAUUCAAAGAAACUAAAAUGAAAGUGGAAAGCAUUUUAUCUAAAACAAUAUACCUUGGGUGUCAAGAUAUGUCAGACAAUCAUACAGGAGAAAAUUUGGCAGAUGCUAUACAGCUAAUCUUACUAGAGUAUGAUCGAGAAAUAAAUGUUGGUAUUGGAGCGAUAACAACUGAUAAUGGGGCUAAUGUAUUAAAAGCAACGGCCAUUAGAGAAUUGUCCAUUGAGCAACGACGCUAUGGGUUACCAACUGUGAAAUUUCCAACAUAUUCAAAAACAAGGUGGUGGUCAUUGUUAGACCUAAUAGAAAUAGCCAUAUCUCAAGAAUUAGCAUUAGCAUCGUUUCUAAGAAGUUAUAAAAAUGGCAUUCACAAAGACAAAAUGUAUAAUGAAGAAGAAAUGAUUGUCUUAAAAACAUUAAUACAUGUUUUACAGCCUAUUCGACAAAUUUCAGACAAUCUUGCAGGUGAAACAUUUGUAACAGCAUCAGCAAUUAUACCAGUCAUAAAAAUUGAAGAAAAUAAACUAACAGAAACCGCAACUAAUGAUAGUGAAAUUAAUAUUGAUCAAACAUUGAAAAAAACAGUUCUUCAAACAAUAGUUGAUUUGCUUCAUGUUCGUUACAAUAAUAAUUAUAUUUUAAAAAUGUGUACAGUGCUUGAUCCUAGAUUUAAGUUUGACGUGAUUUCUUUGGAAACUCAUGAUGCAGAAACCUCAGCAAUAAAAACUCUUAUUAAAGAAGAAUGUAUUGAAGCUUGGGAAUAUUGGAUAAAAACUUCAAAUAAUACAUUAAUUAUUGAUUCCGAACCACGAACAAAAAAACAAAAUGUAGGAUUGACCGCAAUAUUUGAUACAUUUAAUCAAACACAAUCUACUGAUAGAGAAAUUUCAUUAUCUGAUGGAAUUGAUAAAGAGAUUGACGCUUAUUUUCAAGUUCCAAAAAUCAAAAGCUCUUCAACAUGGUGGUUUUCAAAUGAAAGUAUGUUUCCAAAGCUUCAUAUUAUGGCUAGAAAAUACUUGUGUAUACAAGCUACAAGUGUGCCCAGUGAACGAGUCUUCAGUAGAGCUGGAAAUAUUGUUACGGAUCAUAGAGCAUCAUUAAGUGAUGAACACUGCUCACAACUGAUAUUUUUAUCUAUGAACAAGAAGUUCAUAGAUAAACCGUUUUCUUAA
Acyrthosiphon pisum (pea aphid) is the source of this 1281-nucleotide messenger RNA. RefSeq names its product zinc finger BED domain-containing protein 1-like. The coding region runs from base 1 to 1281 and encodes 426 amino acids. The transcript has 4 exons. The record is from RefSeq and is a predicted model, not a curated record. Gene Ontology annotation, molecular function: protein dimerization activity. NCBI's taxonomy places the organism in Eukaryota, Metazoa, Arthropoda, Insecta, Hemiptera, Aphididae.